Molecule: messenger RNA, 534 nt
Organism: Arachis ipaensis
Lineage: Eukaryota; Viridiplantae; Streptophyta; Magnoliopsida; Fabales; Fabaceae
Source: RefSeq, a predicted model, not a curated record
GUGUUUGGAGAGACACACACUUGAGUCCAAAAGAACAAGAAAAUUUUUAGAUAUCCAAGUAAUAAUAAUGGAAGCUGUGGCACAGAAACUGGAGCAGCCUUUAAUGGUGAAUGAUUAUCAUCGAAAGGAAGUGGUGUUUGGAGAUGAAAAGGCUCAAUCGCAGUUUACUAUUAACACUAAUCUUAUUACUGCUGCUGAUGAACUUCAUGCCGGUUCUGCGACUGAUUACAACACAAACGACUUUGGUCCAAUAUUAAUACAAGAGGUUCUCAAAGGAACAUACCACCACCACCAAGAUGAGAAGGGUAUUUCUGGAACAAAGGAAAAAAAUUGGUUACCAUUUCUGAUUCUUCUUCUUCUUCUCAUGAAGUGAAUAAUCCCCAGAAAGCAUUGGAAGAAGAAGAACCAAUAGGGGUAGUAAUUUCAACGACGGAAGAAAUAAGAGAAAUAUAUCUGAAGAAGAUAUAUAUUAUGCCACCAAACCAUGAAUUCUAUUGCCCUAAUUGUAACGUUUGCAUUGAAAAAGUGGUUUUA